Closterium sp. Naga37s-1 is the source of this 1965-nucleotide messenger RNA. Lineage: Eukaryota; Viridiplantae; Streptophyta; Zygnematophyceae; Desmidiales; Closteriaceae. The record is from the annotation of a GenBank genome assembly.
AUGGUCCCGUUCACGGCUACGAUAUCUGCAGAUUCUUCCGUUUCUCCUGACGCCACGGCAGAGCUUCCGGUGGUAGCGCAAGCGGCGGCGGCGACGGACGUCCCGGACGUUCUAAUGAUGGACAAUGACUUCGGACACCUGGACGCAGUCAAGGCGGCGCAGAGUCAGUAUGAGGAGGCUGAAGCGCAUUCCGGCGAAGACCAGGAGGCGAAUACGCGGGAUCUAGGGAUGGCGCCGCAACAAUCUGAAGUGCAUUUCCACGUCCAGACGGCUUGGAGUGCGUUCGUGUCUGCUCUCGCGGCUGAUGACGUGGCGUCGGCCUCGUCUAUCCUGUUUGGUCCUGAAGCUGCGACGCUCAUGGCUCCUGGUGCUGGAAGCGUGACUCUUGCGACGGAACAAGAGAAGGAGAACCUGCUCAAUGUAGCCAUGGCGACCGUCACCAUCCCCGCCGCUAAGGCGUCGCUCGCGCCCGUCGCGCGCAGCGAGAACAAGUCAGCAGGCGCCGCGAAGGUCGGCUUUGCUUCAUCUGGCCUCGCUGGAGCUCGCCUCACCACCAAAGCGCCUCGUGCUUCCAAGCAGGCUGCUACUAGCGCAAGACCCGCCGCUCCUCGCGCCGUGAUUGACUCCAGCACCGCCAAGGAUGUCUGCAUGGACCCUGACGUCAGCCAGAGCGUUCUCGGUAUCAUUCUCGGCGGCGGUGCCGGCACUCGCCUCUACCCGCUCACCAAGAAGCGCGCCAAGCCCGCCGUGCCUCUGGGCGCCAACUACCGCCUGAUCGACAUCCCCGUUAGUAACUGCAUCAACAGCAACAUUGUGAAGAUCUACGUGAUGACGCAGUUCAACUCGGCGUCGCUCAACAGGCAUCUGUCGCGCGCGUACACGAGCAACAUGGGUGGUUACAAGACGCAGGGUUUCGUCGAAGUGCUCGCAGCGCAGCAGAGCCCUGAGAAUCCCAACUGGUUCCAGGGCACGGCGGACGCGGUGCGGCAGUACCUGUGGCAGCUGGAGGAGCAGAACGUGCAGGAGUUCCUCAUUCUCGCGGGAGACCACCUGUACCGCAUGGACUACCAGCGCUUCAUCAAGUGCCAUCGCGAGAACGACGCCGACAUCACCAUCGCCGCGCUGCCCAUGGACGAGAAGCGCGCCGAGGCCUUCGGGCUCAUGAAGAUCGACGACACGGGGAGGAUUGUCGAGUUCGCGGAGAAGCCCAAGGGCGACGCGCUCAAGGCUAUGCAGGUGGACACGACGAUCCUGGGCCUGGACGCGGAGCGCGCCAAGGAGAUGCCGUACAUCGCGUCGAUGGGCAUCUACGUGAUCAGCAAGGACGCCAUGAUCCGCAUGCUCGCCGACGACUUCCCCGAUGCUAACGACUUCGGCUCCGAGGUCAUCCCCGGCGCGUGCGCCAAGGGCGCCAAGGUCCAAGCGUUCCUGUAUGACGGGUACUGGGAAGACAUUGGAACCAUCGAGGCAUUUUACAACGCCAACCUCGCCACCACGCAGCCCAACUCGCCCUUCAGCUUCUACGACCGCUCUGCACCCAUCUACACCCAGGCGCGCUACCUGCCGCCGUCUAAGCUGCAGAGCGUGGAUAUCUCAGAGAGCGUGAUUGGCGAGGGGUGCGUCAUUGAGGACUCGCAACUACACCACUCGGUGAUCGGCCUUCGCGCCAAGAUCGGUGCAGGGUCCGUCAUCAAGGACACGCUUGUCAUGGGCGCUGAUUACUACGAGACGGAGGAGCAACAGGAGGCGCUGAUAGCCAGUGGUGGCGUGCCAAUUGGCAUUGGGAAGAACGUGGUGAUUCACAAGGCCAUCAUUGACAAGAAUGCACGCAUCGGGGACAACGUGCAGAUUAUCAACAAGGAUCAGGUGGAGGAGGCAGCCCGGGAGACGGACGGCUACUUCAUUAAGAGCGGCAUCGUUACAGUCAUCAAGGAUGCUGUGAUUCCUCCCGGCACCAUUAUCUAG